Messenger RNA from Ochotona curzoniae (black-lipped pika), 939 nucleotides. Its product is annotated as olfactory receptor 6-like. Gene Ontology annotation, biological process: G protein-coupled receptor signaling pathway. Gene Ontology annotation, molecular function: olfactory receptor activity; G protein-coupled receptor activity. NCBI's taxonomy places the organism in Eukaryota, Metazoa, Chordata, Mammalia, Lagomorpha, Ochotonidae. The transcript has a single exon. The record is from RefSeq and is a predicted model, not a curated record. Gene Ontology annotation, cellular component: membrane. Bases 4 to 939 code for a protein of 311 amino acids.
GGGAUGAACAUCACCCUGGUCCAUGAAUUCAUCCUGGUGGGCUUCCCCACCGCCCCGUGGCUGCAGACAUUGCUUUUUUUCCUCUUCCUUGUGGUCUACCUGUUAGUGAUAGCAGAGAAUCUUAUCAUCAUGCUCACCGUUUGGAUCACUGGCUCCCUUCACAAGCCCAUGUACUAUUUCCUGAGUAGCUUGUCCUUUCUAGAGGUGUGGUAUGUCUCUGUGACUGUCCCAAAGAUGCUGGAUGGGUUCCUCCUGCAGAGACGGAACAUCUCCUUCACAGGUUGUAUGACCCAGCUCUACUUUUUCAUCUCACUGGCCUGCACAGAGUGCGUGCUCCUGGCAGCCAUGGCCUAUGACCGCUAUGUGGCCAUCUGCCACCCUCUUCGAUACCCAGUCAUCAUGACCACUGGUUACUGUGUACAGUUAAUUGCCUUCUCUUACAUGACUGGUUUUAUGAUUACUGUCAUCAAAGUAUAUUUUAUUUCACAUGUCACCUUUUGUGGCUCUAAUGUCAUGAAUCACUUUUUCUGUGAUAUCUCACCAAUCCUCAAACUGGCAUGCAAAGACAUGUCCACAGCUGAGCUAGUGGACUUUGCUCUGGCUAUUGUCAUUCUUAUCUUUCCUCUCACUACCACUAUUCUCUCCUAUAUCUACAUUGUUUCUACUAUUCUGCAUAUACCCUCCACCCAGGGAAGGACAAAGGCGUUUUCUACAUGUGCAUCUCAUCUCACUGUGGUCAUAAUUUAUUAUACAGCUAUGAUUUUUAUGUAUGCUCGACCUAGAGCUAUUGCAUCAUUUAAUUCCAACAAGCUGAUAUCAGCUGUGUAUGCAGUUCUCACACCCAUGCUGAACCCAUUUAUCUACUGUCUAAGGAACCAGGAAGUCAAGAAUGCUAUCAAGAAGACCCUUGGUGGUGGCCAGUGCUUCUUGCUCAUCUGA